Molecule: messenger RNA, 1818 nt
Organism: Lycium ferocissimum
Lineage: Eukaryota; Viridiplantae; Streptophyta; Magnoliopsida; Solanales; Solanaceae
Product: serine carboxypeptidase-like 11
Exons: 14
Coding region: 41-1423 (460 amino acids)
Biological process (GO): proteolysis; secondary metabolic process
Molecular function (GO): acyltransferase activity, transferring groups other than amino-acyl groups; serine-type carboxypeptidase activity
Source: RefSeq, a predicted model, not a curated record
ACUUAUUGUAGCUUUGAAAAAACUCUGUUGUAUAAGAAAUAUGGCGAAAACACAAUUAUGUUAUUUGCUUUUAGUAGUUGUUGUAGCUGAGCUUUGUUCAGGGUCUGCAGCAGCUGGUUCACAAGUGAAGUUUCUUCCAGGAUUUCAAGGACCACUUCCUUUUGAACUUGAAACUGGUUAUGUUGGAGUAGGUGAUAGGGAAGAUGUACAACUAUUCUACUAUUUUAUAAAGUCGGAGUCAAAUCCAGAAACAGACCCUGUUCUACUUUGGAUCACUGGAGGCCCUGGUUGCUCUAUCAUCUAUGAGAUUGGACCAAUAACUUUUGAGCCAGUGGAAUACAAUGGAAGUUUGCCUACAAUGAUACUGAAUCCUUACUCAUGGACAAAGGUGGCAAGCAUUAUUUUCUUAGACUUACCAGUGGGCACUGGAUUUUCCUACGCGAGAACUCCAGCAGCUCUACAAUCAUCUGAUUUACAAGAAAGUGAUCAUGCAUAUCAGUUCCUUCGCGAGUGGUUCGUCGAUCACCCAGAAUUUUUAAGGAAUCCAUUAUAUGUUGGCGGAGACUCAUACUCGGGGAUGGUUGUUCCCAUUAUUACUCAAAUCAUAGCAAUUAAGAAUGAAAUAGAAAUCAAACAAUUUAUCAAUCUUAAGGGAUAUUUACUCGGAAAUCCAGCGACUUUUGAAGGUGAAAACAAUUAUGAGAUUCCAUUUGCUUAUGGAAUGGGACUUAUUUCUGAUGAACUCUAUGAGUCGUUGAAGACCAAUUGUAAAGGAGAGUACCUUAAUAUAAAUCCAAGCAAUACACCAUGCUUGCAAGAUGUUCAAACAUUUCACAAGCUUCUUAAAGGAAUUAAUAAUCCCCAUAUUUUGGAGCCCAAAUGUAAGUUUUUUUCACCAAGACCACACUUACUGUUUGGCCAAAGAAGAUCUCUUGAUGAAAAGUUUCAUGAACUUAACAAUCCUCAACAACUUCCUGCACUAAAAUGUCGUACUGAUUGGUACGUACUCUGUUAUCAUUGGGCUGAUGAUGGUCAAGUUAGAGAGGCCCUCAACAUCCGAAAGGGGACUAUCGGAAAAUGGGAGAGAUGUGCAAGUUUGCAAUUCCAAAAGACAGUCAUGAGUAGCAUACCGUAUCAUGCAAGCCUCAGUAGCAAGGGUUACAGAUCUCUUAUAUACAGUGGAGAUCAUGACAAGGGUGUUACCUUCCAAUCAACUCAAGCAUGGAUAAAAUCUCUCAACUACUCCAUAGUUGAUGAUUGGCGACCUUGGACUGUUGACAAUCAAGUUGCCGGUUACACAAGAAGUUACUCAAAUCGCAUGACAUUUGCCACAGUGAAGGGAGCAGGCCAUACUGCACCAGAGUAUAAACCUCGUGAAUGUCUGGCAAUGCUUAAAAGAUGGAUGUCUUACAAGCCCUUGUAAUCAACACAUAUGUAUCAAUUUGUAAUCAAUGUCCAAUGGAGCAGUUCCAUUUCCUAUUUAAAGGGGAAAAGGUUGUCAUAGUAUAUAAUUAAUGUCAAGGUUCAGUUGUUAGUAGUGUUAUUAUGAAAAUUUAUCAACUCAAUGAUGUGGCCUGAAGGUGCCUGCUCCACUUCUUCAGCUAGAAUUGUAUGAAACAUAUCGAAAGAGUCGCAUUCCACUGUGAAACUAGGAUGUCUCAUUCGUGGUCUCAAAUAACGAAUUCAUCCUAAUGUGAGUUAUAUGCUGACGAUGGAAGAAACAGCGAAAUAUGAGUUGGUAACAUUGUGUAACAGAUAAUUUGUGUAAAUAUUUGUUUAAAACAUCAAUGAAUAAAAAGUCAACUUCCAUGUUAUUAA